Eruca vesicaria subsp. sativa (arugula) is the source of this 1713-nucleotide messenger RNA. The record is from the annotation of a GenBank genome assembly. Lineage: Eukaryota; Viridiplantae; Streptophyta; Magnoliopsida; Brassicales; Brassicaceae.
AUGUCUAUCACGGCCGAUGACGAGCUAGCCGUCAGAUACUCAUCUGGUGGAUGGAAAUCUGCAAGGCUCAUCAUUGGUGUAGAAAUGGCGGAGCGGUUCGCGUAUUUCGGAAUAUCAUCGAACCUGAUAACGUACUUGACAGGGCCAUUAGGUGAGUCAACAGCUUCAGCUGCUGCAAAUGUGAACGCUUGGAUUGGAACGGUGUCGUUUCUACCCCUUCUCUGGGCGUUUCUAGCUGACGCGUUUCUCGGCCGUUUCCGUACUAUCACCAUCUCAUCAUCUCUCUACAUCUUGGGACUUGGGUUACUGUCGUUUUCAGCUAUGCUUCCUUCUCACUGCGAUGGUCCGAAUCAUCACGUCUCAUGUGCUUCUACUCAGCUCCAAGUGACUCUCUUCUUUAUUUCUUUGUAUCUUGUAGCAAUAGGUCAAAGCGGUUUUAAUAUGUGCCUUAAGGUAUUUGGAGCUGAUCAGUUCGAUGGAAAUAAUCAAAAAGAAGCAAAAGCCAAGAGUUCUUUCUUCAACUGGUUGAUGUUUGGAAGCUGUGUUAGCAUCUUGCUGACUCGUUUGGUCUCUAGCUACAUUCAAGAGAAUCUAAGCUGGUCAUUAGGUUUUGGUAUUCCAAGUGUUUUCAUGCUACUUGCUCUGUUUCUCUUCCUCCUUGGAACUACCUCUUACCGUUUUAGUGCUGAGGAGGGACGGAAGAAGAACCCUUUUGCUAGGAUCGGUCGUGUUUUCUUGGAGGCAGUUAAGAACAGAAGACAACAAGAUUUAGAUAUAGCUAAUCCAAAUGAAACACUUCUUCUCAUGCCUCAACAGAGUUCCAUGCCAUUCAGAUUUCUAGACAAAGCAGCGAGUUCAUGUGACUUUGAUGAAAUUCAAGAAGCAAAAGCAGUACUUAAGCUUGUUCCCAUAUGGAUUACUUCCUUAGUCUACGCCAUUGUGUAUGCGCAAUCUCCUACUUUCUUCACAAAACAAGGAGCCACAAUGAACAGAUCAAUCUCACCAGGACUCGUAGUCCCUGCCGCUACACUCCAAUGUGUCACAAGCAUAUCAAUUAUAGUCUUCAUCCCACUCUACGAUUGUUUACUCGUCCCAACCGCAAGAUCUUUUACUCAAAACCCGUCCGGAAUCACAAUGCUUCAAAGGAUUGGCACAGGGUUGUUCUUCUCCACUUUUGCUAUGGUAGUAGCCGCCUUGGUCGAGACCAAAAGGCUACAAACCGCUAGGGAUGAUAUCACCACACCGAUGAGCGUGUGGUGGUUAGUUCCGCAGUACGUUAUCUAUGGAGCUGCGGACGUGUUCACAAUGACUGGUUUACAAGAGUUAUUCUAUGACCAAGUCCCUAGUGAGCUUAGGAGCGUUGGUAUGGCCUUGAGCCUAAGCAUAUACGGGGCUGGAAAUUUCCUAAGCAGCUUUAUGAUAUCAGUCAUAGAUAGAGUCACAAGCCAGUCUGGUCAAACGAGCUGGUUCGAUAACGACUUGAAUCAGGCUCAUCUAGAUUACUUCUACUGGCUACUGGCUUGUCUCGGUUUCAUUAGUUUAGCCUCCUUCUUGUGGUUCACCAAAUCAUAUGUCUACAACAGAUUAAGCAGCUAAUAGAGAAUUGUCUCUUUUAAAAAUCGGUUUAGGCGUCGCCUAAUUACGGCAUAACGGUUUCUUGAAAAUCAAUGUUGAAGAAUAUUGUUGAGUGAAGUGACUAUAAACUGAAUGUGG